AUGACUCCAUCUACAAGACAGUUCAAUGGCUCCCACUUCCAGGUCACAGAAUUCAUUCUCAUGGGACUUCCAGGAAUCUAUAGCUGGCAGCAUUGGCUAUCUCUACCCCUAGCCUUAUUCUACCUCUUAUCCCUCAGUGCCAAUCUUCUCAUCAUCAUCACCAUCUGGAAGGAACCCAAAUUGCACCAACCCAUGUACCAGUUCCUGAGCAUCUUGUCUUUAGUCGACAUGGGUCUGGCCACCACAAUCAUGCCCAAGAUAUUGGCCAUCUUCUGGUUUGAUGCCAAGUCCAUCAGUCUUCCUGAGUGCUUUGCUCAGAUCUAUGCCAUACACUGCUUUGUGGGCAUGGAGUCUGGCAUCUUCCUUUGCAUGGCUUUUGACAGAUAUGUGGCUAUUUGCUAUCCCCUCCGCUACCCCACCAUUGUCACCAACUCUUUUGUUUUAAAAGCCACAGUAUUCAUGCUGCUCAGAAAUGGGUUGGGUGUUAUCCCAGUGCCUGUGCUAGCUGCUCAGCGAGAUUACUGCUCUUCCAAUGAGAUUGAACACUGCCUGUGCUCCAACUUGGGAGUUACCAGCCUGUCUUGUGAUGACAGGAGAGCCAAUAGCAUUUGCCAGAUGAUUGUUGCCUGGCUGGUAAUGGGAAGUGACUUAAGCCUGAUCAUCUUUUCCUAUGCCUUCAUCCUCCAUUCUGUGCUGAAACUGAAUUCUGCAGAAGCUGCAUCCAAAGCCCUAAGCACCUGUAGUUCUCACCUCAUCCUCAUCCUCUUCUUCUAUACAGUUAUUGUAGUUAUUUCUGUCACACAUCUGGCAGGAAGAAAGUUUCCCCUGAUCCCUGUGCUUUUCAAUGUGUUGCACAACAUCAUCCCCCCAGCUCUCAAUCCUUUAGUGUAUGCAUUUAGGACCCAAGACCUCAGAUUGGGCUUCCAGAAGGUCCUUCUGACAAGCAUAAAGAGCAAAUGA
Messenger RNA from Gracilinanus agilis (Agile Gracile Mouse Opossum), 960 nucleotides. Its product is annotated as olfactory receptor 56B1-like. Gene Ontology annotation, cellular component: membrane. The record is from RefSeq and is a predicted model, not a curated record. The coding region runs from base 1 to 960 and encodes 319 amino acids. Gene Ontology annotation, biological process: G protein-coupled receptor signaling pathway. Gene Ontology annotation, molecular function: olfactory receptor activity; G protein-coupled receptor activity. The transcript has a single exon. NCBI's taxonomy places the organism in Eukaryota, Metazoa, Chordata, Mammalia, Didelphimorphia, Didelphidae.